Messenger RNA from Elgaria multicarinata webbii, 3386 nucleotides. RefSeq names its product SET and MYND domain containing 4 (gene SMYD4). NCBI's taxonomy places the organism in Eukaryota, Metazoa, Chordata, Lepidosauria, Squamata, Anguidae. Gene Ontology annotation, cellular component: nucleus; cytoplasm. Gene Ontology annotation, molecular function: histone deacetylase binding. Gene Ontology annotation, biological process: heart development. The transcript has 11 exons. The coding region runs from base 92 to 2488 and encodes 798 amino acids. The record is from RefSeq and is a predicted model, not a curated record.
AGUGCCGCUUGCGAAGCCCCAUCCCGGCUUCACUACCACCACCGCCCCUUGGGCCCUGCUCGGCUUUUCGCGCUUUUUCUCGCUCCUGAGCAUGGACCUGCCUGUGGAAAAAUGGAAAGUUUACGUUAGCCAGAAAUUGACUUUAUUGGAGCCAUUGUUGAAGGAGAAGCUGUGUCAUCCCAUGUCAAUCAGGGACAGCUUCCUUCAGUCCUUAACUCUCUUCCAUCCUGAAGAUGAAGAAUAUUUGUUUAGUCUGUCCAGAUACUAUUGUGUGAAAAAAGAUCCUAGCAUGGUGCUGUCCUGCAAGGAGGAAGGGAACAACAGGUUUCGGAAAAAGGAGUACAGAAUUGCAGCAGUGCUAUAUUCCAGGGCCUUGUCCCAUGCAGAGGCCGGCAGUCCAGAAAUGGCUGUGUGUUAUGCCAACCGCUCUGCGGCCUUUUUUCAUCUGGGUCAGUUUGAGGUUUCUUUAGAAGACAUUAGGAGGUCGGAGGAAGAGGGCUACCCAGACAGGUUGUACCUCAAGAUUUUGCUGCGGAAAGCUGAAUGUCUCCUUUCUCUAGGGAGAUUAGAGGAAGUGGCGGAAGCUCUCAGCUGUGUGGAGAACAAAAUGUCUGCAGACCAGAGUGUGAAAGCCACCAGCUAUCAGAUGCUGCUUCAUAAGUUCAGUCAGCUGAAAGUCAAAGCCUGUAAGGAAGACAGCAGUGUAGUCUGUCAGCCCACCGUGCCUGACUGGGCCCAGGAGGACUUGGAGUCCUGGGAGGAAAACAGCAGGAUUUCGUGUGCCUCAUCAUCGGUCAGCUUGGAGUUUUCCACUUGCAAAGGGCGCCAUUUAGUUGCUUCCAAAGAUAUCCUUCCCGGUGAAAUCUUAGUGAGGGAAGAGGCUUUUGUGAGCGUGCUACAUCCGGGAGAAAGCUUCUUGCUGCGAGGCAGUGCUGUGGCCAUGUUAAGUGGGCAGCUGGCAAAUGAAGAUCUUCACUGCCACCAUUGCUUGAGGCAACUGCUGGCUCCUGUUCCCUGCCAAGGGUGUAGCUACGCCAAGUACUGCAGCCACGAGUGUUCCUGGCGGGCAUGGGAGAGCUACCACAGGAGAGAGUGUUCCCUCGGGGGCCUGCUCCUUACGCUGGGAAUCUUCUGCCAUGUCUCCUUCAGAGCAGUUCUGGUGGCUGACUUUGCAGAGGUCAACACUUUAGUAGAGCAGUCACACAGGGAGGGCAUAGUGGAGCCUGGCGCUGAGGCUCUGGCUUCCAGGGCUGCUACUGAGACAGCCUCUGCCUCCAUUCCCGGCUGCGAUGCUGAUGGGCAGUACCGCAGCUCCUACCGAGCUGCCUUCAGCCUUUUGCCACACGCUGAAGAGCACAGUCCUGAGUUCAGGUUCCUCUGUGGCCUGAGUGUCUCCGCCUUGUGCAAGGGACUCAGAGAUGCUGGUCCAGAGGCCUCGAUCCCAGGGAAGAAUACGUCUGAGAACCAGGAAGAACCGAGCGCUGCCAUGGCAUCUCCUGGCUUGGAAGUCUUGGGGGAGGCCAUGCUGAGGCACAUGUUGCAGCUGCAGUGCAAUGCUCAAGCAGUGACCGCUCUACGCGCCACAGGCUUUGAAGACAGGCCGAUUGCUAGCCGUGAGCAGGUGCGCCUGGCCACAGCGCUCUUCCCGGUGGUCAGUCUCCUGAACCAUUCCUGUGACCCGAACACCAGUGUGACUUUUGGUGGCCGUACCGCCGAGGUCAGGGCCCUAGAGCCAAUCCCAAGAGGGCAGGAGAUUCUCCACUGUUAUGGGCCUCACAGGUGCAGAAUGGGGGCUGCCAGAAGACGUGAGCGGCUUCUUUCUCAGUAUUUCUUUGAGUGCCGCUGUCAGGCCUGCUCAGAGGAGCUGCAGCCCAGUGCCAGAAAGAGGGCGUCCUGUUCCGAAGACCGCCUCUUCUGUUGCCCCGACUGCCAGAUGCCCAUGCAGGGGGAAAGAGGUAUGCUCCGUUGUUCCAGCGGGGCCUGCAAAGCGCUCCUACCUGAGGACCACUUCCAGUGCCAGCUACGGGAACUCCAGCAGCUGACCGAGACAGCCUUGGAGCCUCUGGAGCAUGGAGAGCCGGGCCGGUCGGUGGAGCUGCUGCAGAAAUGCAGGUUGGAUGCUAAGAACUUUCUCUCUCCGGUGCACCUGACCGUGGGUGAGAUUGAGGAUCACCUGGCGCAGGCAUAUGCGACCAUGGGGAGGUGGCAUGAAGCAGCGGGACAUCUGUGCAGUAGCAUACAGGCUGUAGAAGCCCAUUAUGGGCCCUCCAGCAUAGAAGUGGGCCAGGAGCUCUUCAAACUGGCACAAGUCCGCUUUAAUGGGCGUGCUGUGUCGGAAGCCCUGCUCACCAUUCAGAAGGCAGAGGAAGUUUUGUCCAUGCACUUGGGGGCCCGGAGCUCACAGGUCCAAGAGCUGCAAGAAAUGAAAGCCUGCCUGGAGGAGUGGCUUGGAGCCUCUGUUGCAGCAACAGCCAAGAUGGCGGCGUAAGUGGAACUCGCACACACCACCCGGCUAGGCUGCUGCUCAGCAUGAAACCUGAAUGAUGGAGCACACACCGCCCUCCCCCCGUUUGUUGCCUCUGGAAGUCCUAAGAAAGCAAUCCAUGUGACAUUCGGCUCCCUUCAUUAAAUCGUUGUGAUCUUCCCUGUAGGCCUGAAAGGACACUCCCACCUCUGUUUCCUGGUUCUCAGGGCAUUGGAAGCAUCCUGAUAACCAGGUUAGACUAUCUGUCCAUCAGGCCCACUGUUGGUGUCUCUAACAGGAAGCACUGUGGAACGUCCUCAUCUGAGAUGAUGAUGAUGAUGAUGAUUGGGACCUGAAGCUGAGGGAAGAGCCCCGUGUGUGUGGGGGGGGGGGGUUGGUGAAAGAAGGGGAUCCAUCCUACUUAUGGAAUCGGUGAGGAUCCAAAACACUGUGUAUGGUGGUGCAGUAGGACUCAGGGCCUUCUCAGAUCCUUUCCUCUCGUGGCAGCAUAAAAUGGUCCCUUCCUCUCUCUGAGGAAGAGGCAGGACUGGACGCUUCCUAUUGAUUCUCUAAGCUGGGAUCCAGAGACACUGGUAAACAUGUGCAAAUCACAACUGUAUGCGCAUAUUUCAGGGACCCUCCAGAACAGUGCCAUGUGUGGAGCAAGGGAUGGCUGUUGCUGGCAAGGGAAAUUGUCACAAAACACGCACGCAGGCUUCUCUAGGACACUGUCUGACUGCUCCACCACUCCCUUCUGAGGGGACCACAUUGCCACUUGGUUGUGAGAACAUCGCGUUGCCUCUCCUGAGAGGCUCCCUAAAUGGAAGGAAAGGCAAGGAAGAGGGGUGCCAUUUCUCUUCUCUGCUCCCCCUCCACUGCAACCUCUUUUUGCACACUUCCUCUGUCUGCCACAAGAUAUUGG